Molecule: messenger RNA, 1317 nt
Organism: Grus americana (Whooping crane)
Lineage: Eukaryota; Metazoa; Chordata; Aves; Gruiformes; Gruidae
Gene: PAXX
Product: PAXX non-homologous end joining factor
Exons: 6
Coding region: 12-947 (311 amino acids)
Biological process (GO): double-strand break repair via nonhomologous end joining
Cellular component (GO): nonhomologous end joining complex; site of double-strand break; nucleus
Molecular function (GO): molecular adaptor activity
Source: RefSeq, a predicted model, not a curated record
GCGCGGCCGCCAUGGCGGAGCCGUCAGGGCCCUUCCACCUACUGCGGGCCGGGCCGGGCCGGUACCUCUGCUACUGCCUCCCCGGCCCCGGCCCCGGCGGCACCGUCUAUGUGACCGACGCGCUGGAGGUCUGGGCCGGGGAGCUCGGCGCCCGCCCGCCGCUCGGCUGUCGGUGCCAGCCGGAGGAGCACGGCACGAAGCUCAGGUGGGUGCUGCAGCCGCGGGGACCCAGCCCCUCCACCCAGGGCCCCUCCUCACCGCAGCCUCGCCCGCGCAGGGAGGCCUUGGGGCGGGGGGCCGCCUCGCUGAGCCUGGGCCCAGGGAAGGCCACGCUGCAGCUGUGGGAGGAGGCCCGGUGUGCGGCCCUGGAUCUCUUCAAGCUGCCCAUCACUGAGGCGAGAAGCCAGCUCCAGGCGCUGGUGUUUGGCAUGGCGGGGCGUGUCGAGAGCCUGGAGAGACGCCUGGAAGCAGUGGUGGAGACGCUGGCGUCUUCCUGCAGCCCUGAGAAGAACACUGCCCAGAGCCAGCCGCUCUUCCUGCCAGGUAGGCAACUGCCAGGGGGCACCUCCCCUGGUUCUGCUGUUUGUUUGCUUUCUCUUCCCCAGGAGGCUGCCAGUCCUGUGCUCAUGUGCUCUCCAGGACACUCCAAGUCCCCUCGGCUGUGGCUGCUGUCAGUCGCCCUGCUGUCCUGGUGCCCUUCCCAGCACAGAAGGGGUCAGGGCUCAGCAUGGUGCCUCUCAGGGUGUCUGGGGCGCACUGUGCUCAGGUCAGACGCCGGGCAUCACCAGACCCUAGCCCCAGGAAGAACAGGGGUGCUGGCUCGGCUUUGCCAGCCAAGAGGAAGAUCCCGGGAGAGUCUCUCAUUAACCCUGGCUUCAAAAGCAAGAAGGCACCGUCUGGAGUGGACUUUGAGGACUCCUGACCUGUGCUGUCCCGUCCCCCAAUGACAGCCCUACUGGAGCCUUGUCAGCCACUUGUGAGGCUGCUGGUGGAGGUUUCACUGCACCCUGGGCCUGCUGAGGCCCUUGCGCCCAGGGAGGCAGAUGGGACAAGCAGGACCCAGAGGGCUGGAGCCAGCGCCUGGCAGGGCAGCAGGUCCUUGGCUGGUGCAGUGGCAGGGCCUCUGCAGGGGGACAGACAGGGCAGGGGUGACAGAAGUGGUGGCUUUUUCCCUUGCAGCUCUUCCCUGCUGGCAGGGCCUGCCUCUGUACCUUGCUUGCCAUGAAUUGAUGGAGUUUUAAAAGAACUUUUUAUAUUGCUAUGUAACAAAAAGAUUGCCUGUGUUUAACUUAUUGCCAGUAAAGCUGAUUUAAACCA